AUGUCUAAUUCCACUCUGAAAUUUGGUUUCCAAGAAGCACCACAUAUAUUGAGGGAAGGUGCUGCAAUCCUCAAUAAAGCCAAAGAAGCUGAGCAAAAUUUACAGGAAGAGAUUUCCAACUUCCUUCUUCAGACCCUUGCAGCAAUUCACAAUUUUAUCGGAUGGGCUUUUUGGAUGAUUCCAUGGACAAUUAUAUCCUUGUUCAAAACGUCGGUUGUCCUCCUAUCGUCAAUACCAUGGGCAAUUCUAUCCUUCCUUAUUGCACCUUUCCACCUUGUCUCGUCGAUUCCCAAAUAUAUUCAACUGCUGUUCAGGUUUACACUCAACCAAGCACUAGCAAGUAUUGGUUCUAUUGCAUUGGCUGUGUGGGAUUUUUUUAGCCUCAUGGUUCUCAGAACUAGCAAGUUUGGAAGAGGAAUUGAAGCACUCCGUAGUUUCUUUUUCUCUCCUCCCAUCUUCUCUAUUAUCCUGAUUAUUUUGAGCACUCUCGAGCCUGUACGAGACCUCUUCAGUACUCUCGGCAAUUUCUUUUACUCCAGCCCGUGGUCCGCAGCUUUUGUCUUCCUUUUCGUCUUCAAGUUCUUAAAGACAUUUGUCCACCUAUUCUCGUACAACUUCCUCUCUGCCUACAAAGUCCCGACACUCCACCCAUCUGUGUUGCCAAGCGAUGUUACGGUAAUCAUACCAAGCGUUGGAGAUUUUGGUGAGGAAUUUACAGAAACCGUUCUCAGCAUCCUCGAUAAUAACCCAGCCAAAAUCAUCAUUUCUACAGUCGGAACCCACAAGCUCAUACAAUCACGCAGAGUCAUCGAAGGAAUUUUGAGAAUACAGAGGCUGCCAGGUCGAAAAAUUGAAGUCGUAGCCAUCCAUCAACCCAACAAACGCGCACAAUGCGUCCACGCUUCCCUUACCGUUGCCACCGACAUCAUCGCCUAUGCCGACGACCAUGUCUUCUGGCCCCCUACUUUCCUCCGAAGUGUUCUCGCCGAAUUUGAAGACUUCAACGUAGGAAUUGUCGGGACCUGCAAACGCGUCAUCCGCCAGCCUGGAGACAAUUGGUCUGAUUCCAUCCGCAACUUCCUCGCCUGUCUCUACCUCGACCGUCACAAUUACGAAAUGACCUCGACCUACAAUCUCGACGGCGGCGUAUGGGUCAUCUCUGAAAGAACAAAUUUGAUCAGAACGGAUAUCGUCCAGUCGCUCGAAUACCGACAAAAAUAUCUCUCGGAGACCUUCUUGGGCGCCGGUCCCGUCAAUUGCGAUGAUGAUAACUUUACCACUCGAUACAUGGUAAAUCAUGGAUGGAAAACCGUCUUUCAUAAUCGUCCCGAGGCAAUGAUCCGAACAACACUAGGCACAACCGGCGGCUGGCUCAAGUUCUCUCAACAGCUUAUCCGCUGGGCCCCUUCCAUUUGGCGCUCGCACUCCAAGUCUCUCUUCGUCGAUGGAAGAUGCUGGAAAGAUUAUCCCUGGACCAGUUAUUCCAUGUUUUUCUCGAACUUGAUCAAUAUCUCCAUCAUCUACGAUCCUCUCCUCUUCCUCACACUCUUCAAUUCGGAAUUUUACACCGAUGAUAAUCAUGCUGGUGCAUAUUUAUUUUGGGCACUGUUUUUGAGUAGAUUGGUUAAACCAUGGCCUUAUUACAUGCGUCAUAAGACCGAGAUGUGGUGGGCUGUGCCAGUGGAGUUCCUUUUUGGUUAUAUUCAUGGGGCGUUUAGGUUGUUGGCGUUACUUACUUGUCGGGAUAUUUCUUCGGCAGGACGAGAUUUGGCGGCGAAUAUGGCGGCGGUGCGCUAG
Messenger RNA from Sclerotinia borealis F-4128, 1797 nucleotides. The record is from the annotation of a GenBank genome assembly. Lineage: Eukaryota; Fungi; Ascomycota; Leotiomycetes; Helotiales; Sclerotiniaceae.